Messenger RNA from Trichosurus vulpecula (common brushtail), 2749 nucleotides. RefSeq names its product intraflagellar transport 81 (gene IFT81). The coding region runs from base 176 to 2206 and encodes 676 amino acids. Gene Ontology annotation, cellular component: intraciliary transport particle B; centrosome; cilium. The record is from RefSeq and is a predicted model, not a curated record. The transcript has 19 exons. Gene Ontology annotation, molecular function: tubulin binding. Lineage: Eukaryota; Metazoa; Chordata; Mammalia; Diprotodontia; Phalangeridae. Gene Ontology annotation, biological process: intraciliary transport; cilium assembly.
GUACCAGAGCAGCGUUGCUUUCUCAAGCUUCAUAAGAUCCACAGGGCACGUCAGAGGUCCAUUUAGCCCAAUAUCCUAAUUCUACAGCUGAGGGAAUUGAAUGAGGCCCAGGUGAAGUAACAUCUUGAAGGUCACUUAGGUAAUAAGUAAGAAAGUAUAAUUUAAGGACCUAAUUAUGAGUGAUCAAAUCAAAUUCAUUGUGGAGAAGCUCAAUAAGGAGCCUUUUAAGAAGAACUACAAUUUAAUCACAUUUGAUUCCCUGGAGCCAAUGCAACUAUUACAAGUUCUCAAUGAUGUUCUCGCGGAGAUUGACCCGAAGCAAGUUGUUGACAUAAGAGAAGAGAUGCCAGAUCAGACAGCUAAGCGGAUGUUGAGCCUUCUUGGUAUCCUUAAAUAUAAACCUCCAGGAAAUGCCACGGACAUGAGUACCUUUCGCCAGGGUCUGGUUAUUGGAAGUAAACCUGUGAUUCACCCAGUUCUACACUGGCUUCUUCAGCGGACUAACGAACUAAAGAAAAGAGCGUACUUAGCUCGUUUCUUAAUAAAACUUGAGGUCCCACCUGAGUUCCUUCAGGAUGAAACUGUGGCUGACACCAAUAAACAGUAUGAAGAACUAAUGGAAGGUUUCAAAACCUUACAUAAAGAAUGCGAACAACUCAAAACAUCUGGAUUUUCUACUGCAGAAAUACGAAGGGAUAUCAGUGCAAUGGAGGAAGAAAAAGACCAACUCAUUAAGAGAGUAGAACGUUUGAAGAAAAGGGUGGAGACAGUGCAGAAUCAUCAACGGAUGCUUAAAAUAGCACGGCAACUUCGAGUUGAAAAAGAAAGAGAAGAAUUUUUAGCACAACAGAAACAGGAACAAAAGAACCAGCUUUUUCACGCAGUGCAGAGACUGCAAAGAGUGCAGAACCAGCUGAAAAGCAUGAGGCAUGCAGCAGCAGAUGCAAAGCCAGAAAGUUUAAUGAAGAGACUUGAAGAGGAGAUAAAGUUUAAUUCGUAUAUGGUAUCUGAGAAAUUUCCCAAAGAAUUGGAUAAUAAGAAAAAAGAAAUGCAUUUCUUACAGAAAGUAGUUUCAGAGCCAGCUAUGGGACAUUCUGAUCUCCUUGAACUUGAAGCCAAGAUAAAUGAAGUGAAUACUCAGAUCAAUCAGCUCAUUGAAAAGAAAAUGAUGAGAAAUGAGCCAAUUGAAGGCAAACUUUCAUUGUACAGGCAACAGGCAUCAAUAAUUUCUCGUAAAAAAGAAGCCAAAGCUGAGGAACUCCAGGAAGCCAAGGAGAAGCUGUCCAACCUGGAGCGGGAGGUGUCGAUGAAGGCAACUCAGACCCGUGAAUUUGAUGGGACUGAAGUUCUGAAAGGAGAUGAGUUUAAACGUUACGUCAGUAAACUUCGGAGUAAGAGUACAGUUUUCAAAAAGAAGCAUCAAAUAAUAGCUGAAUUUAAAGCAGAAUUUGGCCUUCUGCAGAGGACAGAGGAGCUGUUAAAGCAGAGGCACGAGAACGUCCAACAUCAGCUGCAAACCAUUGAGGACAAAAAGGGCAUCUCUGGCUACAGUUACACCCAGGAGGAGCUAGAGAGGGUCUCUGCCCUAAAAAGUGAGGUAGAUGAAGUGAAAGGACGAACACUGGACGGCAUGUCAGAAAUGGUAAAAAAACUGAAUUCACUGGUGGCUGAAAAGAAGUCAGCGUUAGCCCCAAUUAUCAAAGAGUUAAGACAGCUGCGACAGAAUUGUCAGGAACUGACACAGGAGUGUGAGGAAAAGAAAUCACAGUAUGACAGCUGUGCAGCAGGUCUAGAAAGUAAUCGGUCCAAACUUGAGCAGGAAGUUAGAGGGCUUCGGGAAGAAUGUCUUCAAGAAGAAAGCCGAUACCAUUAUACAAACUGCAUGAUUAAGAAUCUAGAAGUACAGCUGCGGCGAGCAACUGAUGAGAUGAAAGCCUAUGUCUCCUCUGAUCAGCAGGAGAAGCGGAAGGCCAUCAGGGAACAGUAUACCAAGAAUAUUGCUGAACAAGAAAACCUUGGGAAGAAACUUCGGGAAAAACAAAAAACUGUACGAGAAAGCCAUGGUCCCAACAUGAAGCAAGCUAAAAUGUGGCGUGACUUUGAGCAAUUGAUGGAGUGUAAGAAACAGUGCUUUCUGAAACAACAAAACCAAACCUCCAUUGGUCAGGUAAUUCAGGAGGGAGGCGAGGACCGACUGAUUCUCUGAAUUCAUGUAUAAUCUCUUUGGGUUGAUAAUAGGUACUAGUGAUAAUCUUGUCCCCACGGUGUUUGUUGGGUUUUUUUUUACCUUAAAAAAAUCUGUCACUUUUAUCGAAUAUGUUGGUCACAAAUUAGCUUUUCCCUAAUGAUUUUUCAUGGAAAGUCAUCUUAGGGCUUAGAUUUGGAGCUUUGUUCAGUUUUUUUUUAUUUAAAGGAAUAGGCAUUGUUUUUUCCUGUUUAACCAUUAGUGAUGUUUUCUGGUUUUAUUACAACCUGGAUAUUUAAACGUGUGCCCAUUAAGAAACAUGUAGUUUUAUAAAAAAGCACAAUAACCCCAAACUCUUAAUGUUUUUCUCAAUCUUUUUUUUAACUUUAGAGGAGUCUUUUAGGAACUUUUCUCUCUUGUUUUGAAGAAAUAUUAAUCUGAGGUUCAUCAGUUUUCUUCAGUUUCUCUUCUGUUAAAUAUAAGUAAAAUUAAAUUUAUUUUAAUGUGUUAACAGUUUUGUUCUAUUCAUGUAACUUAAAGACCAAUAAAACUUGUUCCAAGUAC